UCCCAUACGCAAUCGCCUGAUUUGCUUUUUCUGCUUUAUUUCGUUUUCGCUUCCCUACUAGUACGCAUUGAAAGAAAACACCUUCACCAGAAGAUUUUCCUGUACGUAUUCCACAUCCAAACUACCUAUCGGUGCCUGAUGAACAGAUUGAUUUUCAGUUGUAUUUGAUAAAGUUUUCCCUCGCGAAUGAGUGAAGAGAACGACAAGGACCAAGACCCCGCCGAGCCGGAGGAUCCGGAGGAGGGGUCGGCGCUCAAAAGCGGCACCAACUCUGCCUUGGGCGAUGACGACGAGGAGGACGAAAACGCUGGUACAACGUCCGACUCCGGAUCGGGGGGCGGGUUGCUCGCGCGCCUCGAGGCCGCCGCGGAGGCGGAGGAGCAGGCGUUCCAGGAGGAGCAGGCCGCGGAGGUGGAGACGGUGGAGACCGAAGAAACCCCUCCGCCACCCCCGCUGACGCCGCUGCAAAAAUUUUGGAAGAAAGUUUUACCACCCAAGUACGCGAAGAGGAUGGGCGUGCCGGGUAUCCCCGACCCGCCGCCCGUCCCGCCGACCGAAGUGGAGCUGUUUCAGCAGCGGAUGGACGACUUGAGCCAAGCGUACACGGACUAUGGUGUGGGCGACCCGGUCCGUAUUUUCAAGUGCAUUCCGGAGGACGACGCGCCGGACGGAUACGUCACCGAGUACGAAACAGAGACGGACGAGGAGCCUGUCGCUCCUGGUGGUGCGAACGCUAAUGUGCUCCAAGACGGAGUUGCUGUUGUUCCUGCGGCCCCGGGAGAGCAGAUAACGCAGGGAGAAGGCGGGGCCGCCGGAGCGCCGCCGGUUGUGGUCCCACCGGUCAACAUCGCUUCUAUCAACGGGCAACAAGAGGGGCAACAGGUGGAUGGCGCGGCAGCAGGUGGUGUACAACAGGAGGGAGGUGCAGCUCUAGCUGAAGGCUCUGCAGUCCCUGCACCCCCAGCAGGGGAGGGUGCCGCUGCAACCAGAGAGAACACCGCUUCGCUGCCAGCCUCUUCCCCGGCACCCGAAUCCGCGGUCGCCAGUGCGGCCGCGGCCUCGGAACCGCCCGUCUUGGCGAGCGACAAAUCGCCAGAAUCCAGCGCAGAAAGGAAGGAGGGCACGGUAUCGGAGACGCAGACGCAACAAGGAAGUUCGCCGCAAUCGCAGGCUGCAGUACCGCGAGCAGAUGGGCAGCAGCCGCCUGGCGUUCCGCUACCGGACGGAACCGUCGCGGGUGGUGAGCCGCCAGCAGCAGCGGGGCACCAGCCAGAAACUACAGGAGAAGCGCCGCAAGAAGGUGAACCAGAACCUGCGGAAAAGAAGAAGCGGAAGCGCAAGGUUUACUACAGCCAGAGCGGAAAAAAGGUGCAGAAGCACGUAGUUGACGGAGUUCCCCGGUACGGCCGGUGGGUGCGCGGUCGUGUCGUCGAGGAGCACGAGAACACGGUGCUAGUCGCCGUCGGGGAGCGCCGGUACGACCCGCAGCGCAGUUUGAAGAAGUACCAGAAAGUCGCGGACGCGAAGCUGCGACUGAUGGAAAAAUACAGCAGCUAUUUGCGGCCGCGCGACGAGACGCAGUCCGUGAAAUUGCGGUCGAUCAUGAACAAGGGCUUGCGGAAAAAAUGGGUUUUAGCCGGCCGCGAUUUCUUCACUGGUGAGAAAAAACGGUUCGGCGAGGACGAAGAGACUGUGCAGGAGCAAGCGCACAAAUUUCGCCGCAUGGCCUCGCAAUCGCUGCUGGAGGCCAGCGCCAGUACGCUUGACGUUUCGAAGGAGGUGGGGAAAGACGCAAAGUCAACCGGGAAAUCGUUGACACGAUCUUUGACCUCAGCCCUGUUUCCCGACAAAACCCCGAUCCACUCCAUCGGGAUUCCGGAGGAGAACGAACGGGUGUACAACAAAAAGAACGGAAAAUCGAGCUUAGCGCCAGAGGAAGGGACAGUAGAGUACGUGUUGGCAUUAUCCGGUCUGACCACAGGCGAAAAGGACGAGAUCAUCCACAUCAUAGCCGACUCGCGCGUGAAAAUUGAGCCGCAAUUGACGGCGAUGUGGUUCGACAAGGAAGACUGCCAGUUCAAAUACGGGGACGUGGGAUACACGCCGGAUAAAUGGGCGAGGGAGCAAACAGACGGGAAAAAACCAAUGUACUUUUUUCAUGUAGACAUAGCUCUUUCGAAGUGUUGUACUGUUUGUUGUGAAGGCUGUCACUUAAUAAAGUAUGUCGUCGCCGUAGUUGUUCCCUGCUACUAGAUAGGACGUCGAACAACGACCACACGAGAAUCGUUUUCCGCUUAAUUUCCACCUAACCAAAAAAACCUUUCACAGAGCCGACUACCCGCUCGCGCGGCUAGACCCAGUUCCUUCCCUCGAUUCGGAGACCGCGGCCCUGGCGCAAAUUCACGAGAUCCACCAGGACACGGGGCUGCGCUUCAGCGAGGAGCAGAAGAAAGAGCAGUACUUCGACGAGAAAAGGAUGAUCUGGAUGGCGCGGCCCAAGAAGGUGCAGGCACCGCCGGUCGAAAUCUCGAAGGAGUACCUGGUCACGACCGGGAAGGGAAACAAACCGCUCUACGUCGUGCAGGGGGGCGUCAAGGCCUACAUUCCCAACAGCGAGCGACGGCUGGAAGCACUGGAAGGCUGA
Messenger RNA from Amoebophrya sp. A120, 2644 nucleotides. NCBI's taxonomy places the organism in Eukaryota, Dinophyceae, Syndiniales, Amoebophryaceae. The record is from the annotation of a GenBank genome assembly.